Drosophila albomicans is the source of this 1282-nucleotide messenger RNA. It is a transcript of the gene AP-2sigma, whose product is annotated as AP-2 complex subunit sigma. The record is from RefSeq and is a predicted model, not a curated record. Bases 116 to 544 code for a protein of 142 amino acids. Gene Ontology annotation, cellular component: AP-2 adaptor complex; intracellular membrane-bounded organelle; membrane coat. NCBI's taxonomy places the organism in Eukaryota, Metazoa, Arthropoda, Insecta, Diptera, Drosophilidae. Gene Ontology annotation, biological process: clathrin-dependent endocytosis; intracellular protein transport. Gene Ontology annotation, molecular function: clathrin-cargo adaptor activity. The transcript has 3 exons.
UGCAAUGCUGCAGCCCUGGCAAAAGUGAUACACAAUUUGUCCAUAAUCAGUUUUUCGCUGCAAGCAACUAUCUGAAAAUUUGUAAAUAGUCUAGUAAUUACAUAUAUAUUGUAAAAUGAUUCGAUUCAUACUCAUACAAAAUCGUGCAGGCAAAACUCGCCUAGCCAAGUGGUAUAUGAACUUUGAUGACGACGAGAAACAAAAAUUGAUUGAGGAAGUGCACGCAGUGGUCACUGUGCGGGAUGCGAAGCACACUAACUUUGUAGAGUUUCGUAACUUCAAAAUUGUAUAUAGACGAUAUGCAGGUCUCUACUUCUGCAUCUGUGUGGACGUAAAUGACAAUAAUUUGUGCUAUCUGGAGGCCAUUCAUAACUUUGUCGAGGUGCUCAAUGAAUAUUUCCAUAACGUGUGUGAGCUGGAUCUCGUCUUCAAUUUCUACAAAGUGUAUAGCGUUGUGGAUGAGAUGUUUUUGGCUGGCGAGAUCAGGGAAACCUCUCAGACGAAAGUGCUCAAACAAUUGCUAACAUUGAACUCGUUGGAAUAGAUCGGAGAGCGAAUCUAAUGAUGAAUACUCCCACUAAAAAACGAUGCAUUCCCAUUGCCCGCUUAUCGAAUCUUUCAUAUAAUUAUUAUGUACUAUUUAUCUACAUAUGUGUUCUAUAUGCAAGCAAAACCCUCAAAUGUUAAAUAACGUGUUUAGAAUCAAAUAAUUUAUAAUAAUAAGAGAUUAUAUGCAGAUGCGCAAGUAUUAAACAAAAAGGAAAAUAAUCCAAAAGCUGUUUCCUGUAAGCUCCCCCAACUCCAACACUAUCGCACAAACAUACGUAUAUGUAUGUAUAGUAUACGUAUGUAUGUAGGUGGUUACCGCCCACGAAACAGCGGAUGCAGAUAUCAGUCGAUUAUGCAGCCCUGUCUUUUAUUGCGCUUUCCAACACUGCUCGAAAAACAACUGACGGCAUUCUCCCACACUAUUGCCACUUCGUCAUUUUUUCAGUCGCCAUUGUUCUCGUUCUCGGCUGUCGAAUUUGUGGAAAUUAUCGAAUUUCCCUGAAAUUCGUCGCAAUAAACACAAUAGAAGUUAUAAAAACAAACAAUUUUGGAUUACACAGUGCACAGUGCGCGUUAUUUGAGCGAUUAAAGUGAAGUAAUAAGAGGCCAGCUAACGAAAUUGAAAGAGACUCCGUCAGAGUUUGACGAGCGAGCAGCAAAGCGAUAUCGAAUAUUUGUUCGUGGCAAAAAAAAAUACAACACAAAAAAACUUGAACAAAAGCCAAAAGAAAAA